AUGGGUCAUCAACAAGAACAUGAUUUCAAUGGCUCAUCAACACUACUACCACUAGAACCGGUGGUAGUCGUGAUGUUUCCGUUUCCAACACAAGGUCAUUUCAGCGCAGUAGUACACUUAUCCCAUCUCUUAUCGGCACGAGGAAUACCCGUUCAUUUUAUCUGUACAGCCGUGAACAUUCAGCAAAUAACACAGCGUGUGCAAGCGGGAAAUCUCUCCGCUACCAACCCGAUACAGUUUCAUGAUUUGGGGAUUCAUUCGUUCCCUUCACCUACUCCUGAUCCAAAUUCUUCCAACAAAUUGCCAGUCCAACUAGCACCCACUUUUGAAGGCGUAGUGAACUUCCACCAGCCCCUUGCGGAACUCAUAAGCUCUCUCUCAGCCACUGCUCAACGGGUUGUCCUAGUUCACGACUGUUUCAUGGCUUUCGCUGUCGAAAAAGCCUCCUCAUCAGCCAAGAUUCACAAUUUAGAAGUGUAUUGUUUCAGUCCUUUUACGAUUUUCACUGCCUUGUAUACCAGAUGGGAGAUUUAUGGUCGACCAAACUGGCCUAGCUUUGAGUAUCUUAAGGAGUAUUCGCAUCAGCUGACAAUAGAUGGCUGCUUACUCGAUGGAUUUUUCGAAAAAAUAAUGUCCCCGCAGAUGAAACUGGCAUCACAGAUAAGUUCCGGUUAUAUAUAUAACACAUGCCGUCCUUUAGAAGGGAAGUUCAUCGACAUAUUAUUAUCUGUCCCGCCUUUUCAAGGAGGGAAUAUGACUUUGUGGUGCCUUGGGCCAUUAGUAGGACGAUUACCAGCUGUUGGAGGGACACCGCAGAAGUCGUCAGCAGCGUCAGUAAAGUCUCGCUACAAAUGCCUAGAAUGGUUAGAUGCACAACCUCAAAAUUCAGUACUGUAUGUAGCAUUCGGAACUGCAACGACAUUGUCAGAGGAAGAAAUAAACCAACUCGCAAAGGGGCUGGACUGCAGUCAACAUAGGUUUAUUUGGGUUUUUAGAGAAGCAGAUCGAAACGAUGUCGUUGAUGCUAAUAACGAAGUCCGGAGAAUUGGUCUACCCAUUGGCUUUGAGAAGAGGGUCACCGAAGGAGGAAUGGGUAUGAUAGUGCGGGAUUGGGCACCACAGGUUGAGAUAUUGGCACACCCGUCAACAGGAGGUUUUUUAAGCCAUAGUGGUUGGAACUCUGUCGUGGAAAGCUUAGGCAUGGGUGUGCCUAUGGCAGUUUGGCCUAUGCACUCGGACCAUCCCUGGAACGCUGUGCUGGUGACGGAGGUGUUAAAAGUUGGCGUGUUUGUUCAAGAAUGGGCUAAUAGAAACGACCUAGUUUCUUCGACUAUGAUUGACAAAGUGGUUAGGAAACUGAUGGAUUCCGAUGAUGGGAAGGACAUGAGAAGGCGAGCAGAGGAGUUGAGUCUGGCUCUUCGGAAGUCUGUAUUACCAGCAGAAGGGAUGAGUUCAACUGAAGAGUUGGAUUUGUUCAUCAAGCAUAUCUCUAGAUCAUUGAAGAUAAAACUCUUUAAAUGUUGCUUUUAUUUCUUAUCUAUAAACAGUGUGCGCGCGUAUGUUUGUGCUUCAUUUUUCUAG
Papaver somniferum (opium poppy) is the source of this 1581-nucleotide messenger RNA. RefSeq names its product zeatin O-glucosyltransferase-like. The record is from RefSeq and is a predicted model, not a curated record. The transcript has a single exon. Gene Ontology annotation, molecular function: UDP-glycosyltransferase activity. The coding region runs from base 1 to 1581 and encodes 526 amino acids. NCBI's taxonomy places the organism in Eukaryota, Viridiplantae, Streptophyta, Magnoliopsida, Ranunculales, Papaveraceae.